CUCCCCGGCGGGGCCGGGCCGAGCCGAGCCCAGCGCGCAAACGCCCACCACCCGCUCGGGCCAGGCCGCGGCGGCGGCUCUCGGGAUCCAUGGAGACGGCGCGGGGCUCCGCGGCCUCCCUCGCGCCGGCCGGACUGUUGGUCUUCGCCGGCUCCGCCGAGCGCGACGUGGCCUUUGCCAAAGCCUUCUGGAACUCGGUGACCCUGCAGCCCCCGCUGGAGUCCCGCCUGGGCCCCGGGGGGCCGCGGCCUCGAGAGACCCAGAGAAAUAUUGCUUUCCAGAUUCCACCAGGCAAUAACCAGAGUGAACAGAUAAUCUUGGAAGCUCACAAAGCUCAGAAAGCUGAAGAAAAAGAAAAAUAUCUUCAGAAGGCCAAGAGGAGGGAUGAAAUACUUGCUUUACUGAGGAAACAAAGAGAAGAGAGGAUCACAAAAGAACAGAUUUCUUGUCUGCAUAAACCAAAGACCAAAACACAUCAAGUAAGGGCAAAGAUAUCUGAUUCUGACAUUGAGGAUCAAGAAACAGUAAAAGCCCUUGAAUAGUUUGGUUAGGGUGACUGAGUUGGAGAUUCAAGUCUUUGUCUCUUCACUUCAGAAUGAUAUCCUGCUAACAGGCCUAUUCAGCUUUGGAAUUUAAGCCACAUGCAUUCCUGCUUUCGUUACAUUUCUAGUUCUUCCUAUUGAGCCACGGGAUCCUCUGCCCAAAGUUAUGGAUGCACUUGAUGGAGCAGCUCUUCAAUCCAGCCGUAAAUUUCUUUGUACUGUGUUUGAUUAAAAGUCAAAGUAAUAAAUGUUUAAUCCAAAUAAAUGGAUUUUUAACGGCAAAUUUUGUAUUUACUUUGGAAAUUAAUUAUGCUAUGUUUGUUUAUGGCAUCAUGAUUUUACAAAUGCUAGUUCUGUUCUGGUUUUUUUUAACCAGCCUCAUAUUUUUCCUUUGUCUUGGCACUCUGCCACCAAACUAAAUACAGUGAGUGAUAAUUGUGUAUCUGAUAAAAUAGGGCGGCUGCAUAGGGUAAUUGUUUGAAAUAAAUUUUACUGGCCUUGCUAUCAUAGAGACUAUA
Molecule: messenger RNA, 1060 nt
Organism: Malaclemys terrapin pileata
Lineage: Eukaryota; Metazoa; Chordata; Testudines; Emydidae
Gene: HOATZ
Product: HOATZ cilia and flagella associated protein
Exons: 6
Coding region: 90-542 (150 amino acids)
Biological process (GO): cilium assembly
Source: RefSeq, a predicted model, not a curated record